Molecule: messenger RNA, 2199 nt
Organism: Mobula hypostoma (lesser devil ray)
Lineage: Eukaryota; Metazoa; Chordata; Chondrichthyes; Myliobatiformes; Myliobatidae
Product: leucine-rich repeat and immunoglobulin-like domain-containing nogo receptor-interacting protein 3
Exons: 5
Coding region: 1-2199 (732 amino acids)
Molecular function (GO): protein binding
Source: RefSeq, a predicted model, not a curated record
AUGCGUCUCCGUCUACGUCGCUUCCCAUGCCGAAGACUCCGGGUGGGCCGCUCCUCCCUCACAGCCCAGCCCCACGCUCCCGGGAUUGUGACCGGAGACCUGCACGCGGGUGCUCCGGGCCGGAUGUCCAUCCGAACGGGACCCGCCGCUGCUUUGUGGGGCGUUGCCUCCCUCCUUCUCUUGAACCCGGGCUCCAGCUGCCCUUCCGCCUGCCAGUGCUCAGCCCAGAACCGGACGGUCCGCUGCGACGGCCGUAGGCUGGAGGCCACCCCCCGCGGAGUCCCGGCCGGCACCCGAACGCUGGACCUCAGCCGCAACCUGAUCAGAAGGGUGGGCCGCAGCGACUGGACCCGACCCUCGGCUUGGGCCCGGCGGCUGGAGGAGCUGGACCUUGGCCACAACCUGCUCUCCCAUCUGGACUCCGGCUGCUUCGAAGGCCUCGAUCGCCUUUCGGUCCUCAACUUGCGAGCCAACCGCCUGCGGUACCUGGAGCCGGGGUCCCUACGCGGUCUCCUGGAUCUGAAUUCCCUGGACCUGAGCCUUAACCCGCUGGUGGCCUUGCUGGACCACGGCCUCGCGGGGCCAAGCCAGCUGCGGCUGCUGGCGGUGGGAGCCCCGAGCCUGGUCCACAUCGGGCCCAAUGCGUUCGCCGGACUGGGCGGCCUGCAGCAGCUGACGGUGGCCGGCUCGACGCUGGAGCAGACUCCGGUCGCUGCCCUAGGUCGGCUGGCCAACCUGACCGCACUGCGGCUGCGGAGCCUGCGGGGGCCGAGUUCGGUGCCGGACGGCUGGCUGCGGGACAUGGGCCGGCUGCGGGCCCUGGAGCUGGACGGCUGGCCGGAGCUCAGCGAGCUGGGCAUGGGCAGCCUGCAGGGCCCUAGCCUGGUGUGGCUGUCGGUGACGCGUUGCAACCUGACCGAGGUGCCGUACGCCGCCGUCCGGCUCCAGGCGCAGCUCCGCUUUCUCAACCUUUCCCACAACCCGAUCCGAGUCAUCCGCCCCGCCCUGCUUCACCACGUGUGGCGGCUGCAGGAGUUCCGGCUGGUGGGCGGCCAGCUGGUCACGGUGGCCCUCGGAGCCUUCCGCGGCCUAGCCGGUCUCCGGCUGGUCGACGUGGCGGCCAACCGUCUACCGAGCCUGGAGCAAGGUGUCUUCCGUUCCGUGGCCAGCCUCCAGAGCCUCGGCCUGGGCGACAACCCGCUGGCCUGUGAUUGCCGGCUGCUCUGGAUCAUGCGGCGGCGCCGGCGGCUCUACUUCCUGGGCUCCGAGCCGGUCUGCGCCUCGCCAGCGCUGCUGCGCGGCCGGCGACUGACCAAGCUGGAGGAGCCGCUGCCGGUGGGCGCUUUCCGCUGCCGCAAGCCAGUCAUCCGCAACAAGACGCAACGGCUGCGGGCCCGCGAGGCUCAGACUGUCGGACUGCGCUGCGCCGCGGACGGACAACCACCGCCCGACAUUGUCUGGAUCAACCCUCGACGACAGGUCCUAUUCCCCGGGCCCGGGCCCAUAUCGGGUCCCGGGGCCGGUCGCAGCCGCCUGCUGUCGGACGGCACGCUGCAGAUUAGCGGCGUGCGCCCGACGGACGCCGGCACCUACCGCUGCGUGGCCCGGAACGCCGGCGGCAACGACACGGCCUCGGCCGUGCUGCUGGUGCGCCCGCUCUCGGCUCGGGAGCUGGGGCUGGGCGGCGCCACCCUGGACCCGCACCUCCACCACACGAUCGGGCGCCGCGCCCUGCUGAUCGCUACAAGCCUCGGCCUCAGCUCCUUCCUGGGCGUGGUCAGCGUCUGCUUCUCGCUGCUGCUGAUCUGGAGCCGGAUGUGUGGGCCCAUCAAACACAACACGCACAUCGAAUUCGUGCGGCACGCCCGGGGCGAGGAGGGCGGGGGCGGCGGCGACAGCAAGUUUAACAUGAAGAUGGCUCCAUUUUGUCACCGUGAGCCUAGGCCCCGUUGGCAUGGCGACGGGAGUGCGCUCCGCUCCGGCGCUACCGAGACACCGAACCACAAGCCCCAGCGGGCCCUGCGAUUGUACGCAAGCGCACUGGAGAAGACCCGACGUAGGUUCCGGGUGCGGUUGAUUGACGGCUGGUCCCGGGAGCUGCGGAAGUCCUUUUAUUAUCAUCUGCCCGACUUGCCCUUCGCCCCUGCCGAAACGGUGACACAGUUUGUUCGGCCAGCCACUGGAGGUCGAAGGCAGUGA